Microsporum canis CBS 113480 is the source of this 513-nucleotide messenger RNA. RefSeq lists its product as uncharacterized. The transcript is spliced from 2 exons. The record is from RefSeq and is a predicted model, not a curated record. Bases 1 to 513 code for a protein of 170 amino acids. NCBI's taxonomy places the organism in Eukaryota, Fungi, Ascomycota, Eurotiomycetes, Onygenales, Arthrodermataceae.
AUGCAUUUUCAUAUGCGCAAUACAGAGACUAGCCCCAUAUCAUACCGAAUCCGGAGGUGUGCCCUCAUUCCAAAAGGAAUCAACCUGACACUCGAGGAGGAAAUGAUGGUUAUUAAACGCAUUGGAUAUCGCCCUAUUCCGCCUCCUGGAGCCAUGACGUCAAACUGGUUUACGAGACACGCUGAAGUAAACAUAUCCAAGGCCAAGGCAUGCGGAGCAGGCAAACAAGAGGUUGCUAUGGUUGGAAUACCUGCUGGGCGAUAUAGAGCUGGCUCCGAAUGUUCGGAAACUCUAGCCAACCAACGUAUGGUUAAUGUCAGGCUUCAAGUCAAGGGUGCUUUCCCACAAAACGAUACAUUUACCAGUUCUAUUCCGAGCCGCAUUCAAAGGGACUUGUGGAAUGUUGAUAUCCCUCACAUGAGUGAAAUAAAGCCGCUGGAUACGCUGAGCCCUACCGCUAGUUUGUCACCAUUUCCACACAAAUAUACCCUGAAGGAAGCACAUUUUCUUUAA